Molecule: messenger RNA, 915 nt
Organism: Gopherus evgoodei (Goodes thornscrub tortoise)
Lineage: Eukaryota; Metazoa; Chordata; Testudines; Testudinidae
Product: SLAM family member 5-like
Exons: 5
Coding region: 161-892 (243 amino acids)
Biological process (GO): T cell activation
Cellular component (GO): external side of plasma membrane
Source: RefSeq, a predicted model, not a curated record
GACUCCACCCACGAGAAUCCCGACUGGAGGAUCGUCCGACUCCACUGAUUGGUCCAACUACACUAUUUAAGUGAGAAGGAAGAACAGAGCAACCCCUCCUGAAAUAUCCUCCUAGGACUCUCUGGGAAUGUCUAGGAGAAGCCACUGAUUUGGUGUUAGGAUGUUGAUCCUGAGACUAUGUUGGCUGCUCACGUGCCUCAUCCUCACCGAUGCACGCACCACCAAAUCCCAGGCGAUCCAGCUGAAUGGCAUGGUGGGAGGCUCGGUAGUUUUCCCUUUCAAAGUUCCCCCGUGGGUGCCCGUGGAGACGAUUGUCUGGAAUUCGGUCACAACCCUCGCCACAUUUACCCCCAGGAAAGGGAAACCAGCUGCAGUUAAAGUGCUGGAUAAACGCUACAUAGGGCGGUUGAGGGUCUUGGACCAUACGUAUUCUCUGGUGAUUAGCAACCUGAGCAUGCUGGACAGGGGCAUAUACAGAGCGCAGAUAAACACGGAGUUCACCACCACUGUGACAGAAUACCUGCUGCACGUAUACAAGAAAAUCCCAGUCCCAGAUGUUGCCGUUGCCAUCCUGAAUGGAACCUGCAACCUCCUGCUAAACUGCUCUGUCGCCGAGGGAUCGGAAAGCGCCACCUUCAUCUGGACGUACACCCGCAGGAGGAUCAUCCAGAUCAAGGAAGGACCCACCCUGCUCAUCUUGAGCCGGCCAAGAGCUAAAGACAUGGUCCACACCUGCCUAGCGAGGAACCCCGUCAGCCAGAGCUCAAAAACGAUCUCCAUAGAAGACUAUUGUGAAAGUGGCUCACCGGCAUCCAUUUUCCAAGCGCUGAAGGCAACGUGCUUCUUCGUGUUCUUUGGACUCCUCUUCAGCAUGACCGAUAUUCUAAAAUAAGGCCCACACGCUGCUGUCGAAUG